Molecule: messenger RNA, 1996 nt
Organism: Chenopodium quinoa (quinoa)
Lineage: Eukaryota; Viridiplantae; Streptophyta; Magnoliopsida; Caryophyllales; Amaranthaceae
Product: probable sugar phosphate/phosphate translocator At3g11320
Exons: 4
Coding region: 661-1581 (306 amino acids)
Cellular component (GO): Golgi apparatus
Molecular function (GO): antiporter activity
Source: RefSeq, a predicted model, not a curated record
AAACUAAACUUCACUAUCUCAACUCUAAACUGUUUUCAAAUUUAUAGAUUUUCAAUUUUCAUCACCAAUAAUUUUCCAAAAAUUAAAGGUAGAGUAAUUGAGUAAAGGACAAAUAAGCAAAAAUUAGAAACAGAAAUCGACUCUACUAAUAAAUCUUUUUUUCUUCUUCUUACUUUGAUAAAAUUAGAAACGACCGACGACUCACCCAUCAUCCGCCAUUGCUAAUACGGAGUAUCUUUCAAUCUCUCUCCUCUUUCUCUCUCUACAAACACACAAUCAACGCGUUUUCACCUUCGAACUUUCUCUCUCCACCCUCACCUUCUUCUCACAUUCCCAUUUCACUAACCCGAAAACUCGUCGUCUUCUUCAACCUACGAAAUUUCAAAUCCUCCAUUUUCAAUUUCUUCAAUUUUCUCUCUCCUCGGAUUUUUGACUUGAUUGAUUGGUUGUUUGAUUAAUGUGAUUCGUACAAUUACAGCAAUUAAGCCUCUGUACUAUUCGAUUCACUUUUCGAAUUUUCGAUUCCCUCAAAAAUGUCAGAUCUCUAGCAAAAAAUUGAAGAUCCACAAACAAUUUCUAGGGUUUUGAAUUUGUUCGUCGUUUUUCUUGGCGUUAAUUAACCAAUAAUACGAGGUAUCGAAAAUUCAGAAGAAAAUUAAGAUGAAAACGACGAGCAGAUUCUUCACAAUAGGGCUGGUAACAGCAUGGUAUUCAUCAAAUAUUGGGGUAUUAUUGCUGAACAAGUAUCUGUUAAGCAAUUACGGGUUCAAGUACCCGAUCUUCCUUACUAUGUGUCAUAUGACUGCUUGUUCAUUGCUGAGCUAUAUUGCUAUAGCUUGGAUGAAGAUGGUGCCAAUGCAAACUAUCCGAUCUCGAGUUCAAUUCUUCAAGAUCGCAGCUCUUAGUCUUAUUUUCUGUGCUUCUGUUGUUAGUGGCAAUAUUUCAUUGAAAUAUCUUCCUGUUUCAUUUAAUCAAGCAAUUGGUGCAACUACGCCUUUCUUCACUGCUGUUUUUGCUUAUCUUAUGACGUUUAAGAGGGAGGCUUGGCUUACUUAUGCUACCCUUGUUCCUGUUGUUACUGGAGUUAUUAUUGCUAGUGGGAGUGAACCGAGUUUCCACCUUUUUGGGUUUUUAAUGUGUGUUGCUGCAACUGCUGCCAGAGCUCUUAAGUCAGUGGUUCAGGGAAUUUUGCUGUCAUCUGAAGGGGAGAAGCUCAAUUCUAUGAACCUCCUCCUUUAUAUGGCUCCCAUAGCUGUUGUUUUCCUUCUCCCUGCAACACUGUUCAUGGAAGAAAAUGUGGUUGGUAUUACACUGGCACUUGCUAGGGAAGAUGUCAAGAUUGUCUGGUACCUAUUGUUCAAUUCUUCUCUGGCGUACUUUGUGAAUCUGACCAACUUCCUGGUCACCAAACAUACCAGUGCUUUGACUCUCCAGGUCCUUGGAAAUGCUAAGGGAGCAGUUGCUGUUGUCGUCUCAAUUUUGAUCUUUAAAAACCCUGUCUCAAUUACCGGGAUGCUUGGUUAUUCCCUCACUGUCCUUGGGGUCAUUCUUUAUAGUGAAGCAAAGAAAAGAAGCAAAUGAACGAGUUGAGAUAAGUGAUAGGACAUAGUUUUGCUCUUAUUAUUCCUACCUCCGAGGAACAUAAUUGACGUCACGAAGCGAAGGGUUGACAAUACACUUGAAAUUGGAGCCAAAGGUUCAGCAUAUUUGUAUUUCAGAUUCUCCCCUGUAAGUCUAUGGGGAUGGAUUUUUGCUUGUAAUAUCAACACCACAGAUGAGUUAGUCAACUAAAUAUGUAGGGGUUAAAAAGAGAGGAAAUUAUAAGGCAAUAAGCAACUGCUGUUUCUUAUUCUUGCUUAUAUUGGGUUCUGAGGGGGGAAUAUUUUGUAUUCUUUUAGCAAAAAGUUGUAGAAUUGCAUUCUCUAUACAGUCUGUCCUUUUAACAGUUCAAAAUUGAGUAAUUAAUGAAAUACAUUUAUCGGUUAAAUUUCUUAAA